AUGAAGCUCUUCUAUAUCGCCAUCUUUAGAAAUUCAAGCAAGCCCGCAAAGGAGCUUGCUUCUGCUAAGGAGCUCUCUAGUUUCAGUUUCUUUGAGCGCAAAAGUGUCGGCGAGUUCUUGACUUUCUUUGGAAACACAGUUGCCGAGCGAACUGCUCCAAGCCAGCGACAAAGUGUGGAAGAGAACAACUACAUCGCACACACAUACGCACGGUCCGAGGGUGUCGCAGGCGUCGUCAUCGCUGAUAAAGAGUACCCCAUCAGAGUGGCCUACAGUCUGCUCAACAAGCUUCUCGACCAGUUCCUGACGCAAUACCCACGAGGCCAAUGGGCCGAGGGCGAUGUUACACUCUCGUUCCCGGAGCUCGAGUCAAGCUUGGUCAAGUACCAAAACCCGCAGCAGGCAGACAGCAUCAUGCGCGUUCAACAGGAGCUCGAUGAGACGAAGAUCGUGCUGCACAAGGCUAUCGAGUCUGUGCUGCAGCGAGGCGAGGAGCUGGAUUCUUUGGUUGCGAAAUCUUCUGCUUUAUCGACGACUUCGAAAAUGUUUUAUAAGGAGGCAAAGAAGACCAACUCAUGCUGCGUCAUCGCCUAA
Myxozyma melibiosi is the source of this 594-nucleotide messenger RNA. Its product is annotated as snare Ykt6. Bases 1 to 594 code for a protein of 197 amino acids. Gene Ontology annotation, biological process: endoplasmic reticulum to Golgi vesicle-mediated transport. Gene Ontology annotation, cellular component: Golgi apparatus. NCBI's taxonomy places the organism in Eukaryota, Fungi, Ascomycota, Lipomycetes, Lipomycetales, Lipomycetaceae. Gene Ontology annotation, molecular function: SNAP receptor activity. The record is from RefSeq and is a predicted model, not a curated record. The transcript has 4 exons.